Messenger RNA from Leishmania mexicana MHOM/GT/2001/U1103, 1095 nucleotides. RefSeq lists its product as hypothetical. Lineage: Eukaryota; Euglenozoa; Kinetoplastea; Trypanosomatida; Trypanosomatidae. The transcript has a single exon. The coding region runs from base 1 to 1095 and encodes 364 amino acids. The record is from RefSeq and is a predicted model, not a curated record.
AUGUCCUUUAUACGAAAUCGUCUCCUGCGCUCCGCGUACGACGAGCUUGUUGUGUUCGGCAGCCGCUGGACACGAGUGCUGACUGUGUCCGUCGAUGCCGCCGAAGUGGGGCCGCCGCACGUGCAGAGCCACCUGGCGCACCCUAUCAUCACCGUUAUCCCGACGCUGCACGUAGCAGGCAUCAAGUUCUAUGACCGUGUGCUGGAGUACAUUGACCACGCCGUGAAGCGCAACAAGGACACGCUGGUGCUACUGGAGGGCAUCUGCGACAGCGAGGCGGCUGAGAAGCAGCAGAUGCAGGAGUACCAGGACAUCAUGCGAAACGACGCCCUGCGGCAGACAAUGCUUGCCAAGGCUGACGACAACACCCUCUACUCACCUGAAGUGAUGCGGGAGAUUUGCCAGGAGAUGGACAUCCGUUACGAGCUCUUGCAGUCGAUGGAGUCCACGGUGCGCCUGCAGGAGUGCUACCUGAAGCCCAAGCUGGCUGCCAUGUGCGGGCUGAACCUGCGCAACCACGCCGACUUGCACAUGCACGAGGUGCAGCGCCUACUCGAGGAGGAGUCCGAGAGGCUUCAAACGCUCGGCGAGCGCCUUCCAUCCAGCAUUGCGGUGAGUCAGCUUGGCUCCUUCCCUGUAAUUCGCAAGCACCGCGAGCGCAAGGUGGCGCAAGUGGCGCGGAUGCAUUGCACCCGCUGGUUCGAGCAGGAAACGGACGGCGAGGUGAUCAUCCCAUGGGGCUACUUUCACACUGAGGCAAUCAUUCACUACAUCCUAGAAGGAAACAAGUCUGUUAGCACCGCCGUCGACACCAAUGACGGCGGUGUCGCUUCCUCAACAGACGCGAGCGGUGGCGCUGGCGCCGCGUCGCCGAGUGAUGAGGCAAGCACAAGGAGCUCCACGGACCCAGGGAGACUGGGCAUCAAGGCAGCCGCUGCAGGUGGUGGCGCUGGCUCGGCCGCGGCAAUCAAACAUACCCCACCUCGACUCAUGUUCGUAGAGGCCGAUGAGCUGCUCACCAAAGUUCCCUUCAGCGUACCGAAGGAGCUUAUCGAGCCGGCGCCAAAGGACGCAGACAGCAGCAGGGCCAGCUGA